AAAGCUGCUGAACUAGCUUAAGCUGAAUUGAAGCUCAUCUUCGGCUCAGCCCUUCCAAACGGGUCCAAAGCAAUAAGCUUUCAGUUCAACAACUUCAUAAAUCAUAACUGUGAACGCCUACUGCAAGUCAACUGUAAAUUGUAAUUUUCCUCCAACACCGGCCCCCACCAUCCUACGACCAUCUUUCCAGUCCACUGUCACGAGAAUUUUCGAUCGAUCAUGUAACAUCAAAACACUUUCCACCUUUAUUUAUUUUCUUCAAAUGCAAUCUCAGACAUGAGUUGGAUAUAGUCGAUUUUUAUAUCAUUUUAAAUCCAAAUGCCUUUUCAUACCUCUCUGAAACAUUGAAUUUCUCUAUCAUGCUCGUUGCUUCGAUUCGCCACGCAUGAUUGGCGCCAAAUUUCUGCCUGAAAGCGUGUAUUUGGGCGCGAAGGAGAUCCCGAGACAGUGCCGGGUUGUGAUUCGCUGCAGUCCCAGGGAGAUGUCCUGGAUACGGUUAGGGUUUCAUACGAAAUCUCGAGAAGGAACCCUGUCGGGUGGAGGGAGUAGAACGGAUAGGGCUCCGGGGAUGAGCCUGCUCUGCUUCAAGGGUCGCCCAAAGAAAGGGCAGAAGGUGGAGGUGGAGUCUGUACAGGGUGGUGAAGAUGUCUGGGAUGCGGCGUCAGCAGAGGCGAAUUCGUACCCCGAGCACCUUGUUGUUAUGGUUAAUGGCAUUAUUGGGAGUGCUGAAGAUUGGAGAUAUGCAGCAGAGCAGUUUGUGAGGAAGCUCCCAGAUGAAGUUAUUGUGCACCGCAGUGAAUGCAACUUUUCUAGGUUAACAUUUGAUGGCGUUGACUUAAUGGGUGAGAGGUUGGCUAAUGAGGAUUUGGAGACAAAGAAGGUGGUUGGGAUUGGCCAUGAGAUGAAUGGAAUCUACCUGCUUGGAGGAAGCUCACAUGGGGAAGACAAUGUAUGGUCCGUUGUCAGUCGUAGGCCUUGGGUUCGUAAGAUUUCCUUUGUGGCUCACUCUUUGGGUGGUCUGGUUGCAAGAUAUGCUAUUGGGAAGCUUUAUGUCCCUUUUCCUGAAAGGGUUUCCUUUUCUACUGGGAACUCUUCAAGUGAGGAUCAUUCAAGAUUGUCCAAGGAAUUUCUUGAGCAACCUAAUGAAAGUAGAAUUGCUGGAUUGGAACCCAUGAAUUUUAUAACUUUUGCGACACCCCAUCUGGGUUCAAGGGGACAUAAACAGCUCCCAUUCCUUUGUGGUGUUCCUUUUUUGGAAAAGAGGGCAUCACAGACUGCACAUUGGAUUGUUGGACGGACUGGGAAGCAUCUCUUCCUAACUGAUAGUGAUAAUGGGAAGCCUCCUCUUCUACUUCAAAUGGUUAAUGAUUGUGAUGAUCUAAAAUUUUUGUCAGCAUUACGCUCAUUCAAACGUCGAGUUGCUUAUGCCAAUGCAAAUUAUGAUCAUAUGGUUGGCUGGAGGACAUCAUCAAUCCGCCGCCAACAUGAGCUACCAAAGUCCGACUUGCUUUUAAAAUAUGAGAGGUACCCUCACAUUGUAUAUAUUGAGAGUGAUAAUGAUGAAGACUUCCAUGAAAAGGCAUCUCCUGCUGUCAGCCACCAAAUAGUUGACCUUGAAGAGGAGAUGAUUAGAGGUCUCACUCAAGUACCUUGGGAGCGCAUUGAUGUUAGUUUUCAGAAAAGUAGACAAAGAUAUAUUGCACAUAAUACAAUUCAGGUGAAGAGUUAUUGGUUAAAUUCAGAUGGUGCGGAUGUGGUUUUUCACAUGAUAGAUAAUUUCCUCCUUUAAUCAUGGUUCAAAGUAUCAAUACUCUCGAUACACAAGUUUUACGCAUUGAGAGUUAUUAUUGACUGAAACUCUUUUUUUAUCCUUUUGGUAUUAUCUUUUGACAGGGGUCUUACCACAUCACCUAUUAACAUAUAAAAGGGCUGAAUGUUGUAGCUCUCCUAAAAUAGUGGAUCAUUGAUGCUGAAAACCAAUACAAUACACCCCAUAUUGGGCACAUUGUAUCGACACUUUCAACCUUGCCUCUAGUUUUCCACUAUGGACAUGGUGUGCAUUGGUGUUGUAAUUUUAUGAUUGAUCACUCAAGUUUCCACUUGCAUAGCAUAUAUAAUGCUAUGUAUUAGGGGUUCUGUAGCACUGUGGAAGGUUAUUAACCACGCUUUUGUAUAUCAGCACAAUUUACAAUGUUUAUUUGUUGCCUGAAAUUGUAAGUUCAUUCAUCUACCCACUGAUUUCGUUAUGAAAAUUUCCAUGUAUGGCUACUGUUGUGAUCCAUUUUCAUAGUCAAGUAAAUGAAUUGCUAGAUCUUGAUAUCUA
This is a messenger RNA of Nelumbo nucifera (sacred lotus), 2323 nucleotides long. RefSeq names its product retrovirus-related Pol polyprotein from transposon RE2. NCBI's taxonomy places the organism in Eukaryota, Viridiplantae, Streptophyta, Magnoliopsida, Proteales, Nelumbonaceae. The record is from RefSeq and is a predicted model, not a curated record. Gene Ontology annotation, biological process: lipid metabolic process.